Messenger RNA from Trypanosoma cruzi, 1251 nucleotides. Its product is annotated as RNA-binding protein, putative. Gene Ontology annotation, molecular function: nucleic acid binding. The coding region runs from base 1 to 1251 and encodes 416 amino acids. The record is from RefSeq and is a predicted model, not a curated record. Lineage: Eukaryota; Euglenozoa; Kinetoplastea; Trypanosomatida; Trypanosomatidae. The transcript has a single exon.
AUGCCGGGUAUAGCUGUAAGUAGUGGUCUCUUUGGCGCACGUGUUCCACAACCACCGCCAUCUAAUGUGCGUGAGACCUCUUUUUUUUUUUUUUUCUUUUUUUCUAUUUGCAUUCACUCAUGUCUUUAUUUUAUUUUUGGUGUGCAUUUUCAUAUUUUCAGCCAAUUUUAUCGGGGAAGACUUCAAGAGAGAAAAUUAUUUAUUUUAUUAUUAUUAUUAUUAUUUACUGCGCCUGUCUCUCUCUAUUUGUUUGCUUUUUCUGUUCCUGUGGUAACUGGUCAGCCUUUUCCUCAAUCUCUGACGCACACACACACAAACUUGUGCAGUCUUUUUUGUUGUUCUCAUAUUUAUUUUCUUCUUUUGUUGUGGUUGAGACUUUUCUUCUUGCAGCUCGUAAGGGGCGCGGCAAUGCCUAGUCGCGCGGUUCUUCGAAAAAAGGCUCGACGCGAGUCGAAGCAUCGCAGGCUCGAGGCUGAAGAUGCGGCCGUUGACGCUGCGUUGCUCGCCUGUCAUGGGGCGCAAUCCCACUUACCGCUUGGAGCGGGAGAGACGGAGAAUGGAGUAGAGACGGCGGCAAGGAAGCGCCCCCGCAACGUCGCAGUUGUGGAGGCGGCUGCAGAGACGGUCGAGUCGAUGGCGGGGAUGAGCCGCAAGGAGCGCAAGCGUUUUGAGGCCAAACAGCGAUUUGAACGGCAGCUGGCGAGGCUCAACGCGGCAGUGGGGAAGGAGGAGAACACCACCGCAACCAAAACUGAAACCGCGAUGCAGGCUGCAGAGGCGGGGACGGACGCCUUGUCUCCCACGCGGGGAGAAACGUUGCGACAUGAUCCAAAGUUUAAAAAUGGAACCUUUUGGCGUAUGCGAAAGGAGCGACGUGGAAGGACGGUCUUUCUUGGCAAUAUGCCUGCAAGGUUCACUGUACAGGAGGUGAAGGACUUUGUGAGCUCCGUAUUUGACGCGUACUGUGCACGGAAAAAUGAGGACGUGAAUAAGGCGGACGAGGAAAGGGAGGAGAUUAGUGUGGGCGUCGCCGUUGUGGAUUUGGUUGAUUUUCUUCCAGCGCCGCCGCGGGUGAAGCACCGCCACAUGUUCGUGACGCUCCAGUCAAAGGAAGUUGCAGAGCAAGUCGUUAAGCUUUUGGAUGCGUACAAGUUGGAUGGUGUCACGCUGCGGUGUAACUUUGCCUCUGAUAAGGCGCAGCGAGGAGAAGCCAUUCGUCGUCGAUUGGCUGCCCCCCGUGUUCGCUCCUAA